Molecule: messenger RNA, 1537 nt
Organism: Sus scrofa (pig)
Lineage: Eukaryota; Metazoa; Chordata; Mammalia; Artiodactyla; Suidae
Gene: IGLON5
Product: IgLON family member 5
Source: RefSeq, a predicted model, not a curated record
AUGAUCAGCAAAGGCGUCUUCAACGCCUCGCGCGCCCCGGACCGGCCCCCCCUUUCCCCUCCCCCUUCGCGCCGCCGCUGCCGCGAUGCCCCCCCUGCGCCCGGGGCCCGGCUCCGGCUUCUCGCCGCCGCCGCCCUGGCCGGCCUGGCCGUCAUCAGCCGAGGGCUGCUAUCCCAGAGCCUGGAGUUCAGCUCCCCCGCAGACAACUACACUGUAUGUGAAGGCGACAACGCCACGCUCAGCUGCUUCAUCGACGAGCAUGUGACCCGAGUGGCCUGGCUGAACCGCUCCAACAUCCUGUACGCGGGCAACGACCGCUGGACCAGCGACCCGCGGGUGCGGCUGCUGACCAACACGCCCGAGGAGUUCUCCAUCCUCAUCACGCAGGUGGGGCUGGGCGACGAGGGCCUCUACACCUGCUCCUUCCAGACCCGCCGCCAGCCCUACACCACUCAGGUGUACCUCAUCGUCCACGUCCCCGCCCGCAUCGUGAACAUCUCUUCGCCCGUGACCGUGAACGAGGGGAACAAUGUGAAUCUGCUCUGUCUGGCCGUGGGGCGGCCGGAGCCCACGGUGACCUGGAGGCAGCUCCGAGACGGCUUCACCUCCGAAGGCGAGAUCCUGGAGAUUUCCGACAUCCAGCGAGGCCAGGCCGGGGAAUACGAAUGCGUGACACACAACGGGGUUAACUCCGUGCCCGACAGCCGCCGCGUGUUGGUCACAGUCAACUAUCCUCCAACCAUCACGGACGUGACCAGCGCCCGCACGGCCCUGGGCCGGGCCGCCCUCCUGCGCUGCGAAGCCAUGGCCGUGCCCCCCGCAGAUUUCCAGUGGUACAAGGAUGACAGGCUGCUGAGCAGUGGCACGGCCGAGGGCCUGAAGGUGCAGACGGAGCGCACCCGCUCGAUGCUUCUCUUCGCCAACGUGAGCGCCCGGCAUUACGGCAACUACACCUGCCGCGCAGCCAACCGGCUGGGGACGUCCAGCGCCUCCAUGCGGCUCCUGCGCCCAGGAUCUCUGGAAAACUCGGCGCCGAGGCCCCCGGGGCCGCUGACCCUCCUCUCCGCCCUGGGCUGGCUGUGGUGGAGGAUGUAGGAAGAAUCCAGUGCAGUUUGCUUCCCUAGGCAGCGGCGGCGGCGGCGGGGGGCCUGGGGCCGAGAGCGAGAGGCAACGGGGAGCAAGCGCCAUGGGUCUCGAGGAGGAGGAGGAGGCGGCGGAGGGGCUCUCGGCCACGGAGGAAGAAGAGAGGAAAAGGAGCAGGAGGAAAGCUCUUUAGAGAACCCAUCACUGUGAGGGAUAACGCAAAAUUAUGCAUCUUUCUACAGCCAUUCUCGCCACCGUUCACCCUUCCAAAUGUGACCCACCCCCCGGCCACCCCACACCCCUCUCUUAGCUCAGGCUGGCAACUGGAUCGCGUGUGCGUAGUGGGCGUGGGAGUGUGAGGUGAGUGUGUGUGUGUUUGUGUGUGUGUGGCUGGGUGGGUGGGCGGGAAAGGGCUCAAGCACACGCGUCCCUCCUCGACACCCCCCAGGUCCAC